ACGAGAACUGUACAAGACCAAACGGAGUAAUCAUAUCCGAAUGAAGGUCCGAGGCUAACCCUUGGAUUUUACGAACCACAGGAAUAUCGCUAUUUUAAAGGGAACAUUUCUUCCCUUUGGCAGAAGUCCAUCAGCGUUCAUUAGUCUCCCGUUUAUUUAUGCCCUUAUAUUAUAAUAGUAUAUUUUUUUAUAUUAUUAUUCAGCUAGUUGGGACGUUUCCUGAUCCACCGGAGCCAAUUUCGGAACGGUCAUCGCGAAUCCAUGAAUUGAACGAUAAGAGGUGCAAUAUUCAUUCAGCAAGAUAAACAACAUGGACCCUUACACGUACGUGCCCUUCAUUCGCGACUGGCACGACGGCUCAGCUGCUGUAGCAACCCAGGCCUUCGGGAUCGGCAUGUACCCGUCCGAGGUGAACCCAGUGAACCUUCGUUUCAUCAACGACAUGCAUGCUGGCAACUGGGUCCGACCAGCACCCCCACCACCCAUCGGUGCCAUUAGUCCGUAUUACACGCCUUCGUCGCAACAACAGCUCGACUGUUGGUCCCGGUUCCGCAGUGGCGUGUCUGCAGUGGCCAACGAGCGCAGCAAGUUUCAAAUCAUGUUGGACGUGCAGCAAUUCUGUCCCAAUGAGAUCGUGGUGAAGACCAUCGAUAAUUACAUCGUGAUUGAGGGGAAGCACGAGGAGAAGGAGGAUGAGCAUGGGUACGUGGCGCGACACUUUGUGCGGAGGUACUUGCUGCCCAAGGGGGUCAAGCCCGAGUCCAUCACGUCCACCAUUUCCUGCGACGGGGUUCUCACCAUUGCUGCGCCGAAGGAGACGACUGGGUCUUGCGAGGUGCGUCAGAUCCAGGUGAAGCCCGUCAACAAGCCAGUGCUGUGCUCUACCUGCCCCACGGGGGUUUGCGGGUUGCAGCAGAAGAGCAUUCACGAGGCCCCCAGGGCAUCCAUGUCUCACACCCCACCCACUGCUGCGUCACCCAGGAUCAGCACGGGCCCGGCAACCCAGCAGUCUACCUGUCUGUCGGUCUGCGCCACUGCUGGCCCGGGCCAGCAAGCCCAGCUCCAUAUUGCACCUGUCAACAAUAAUACCGCUACUGCAGCGACACCUGGCAACAAGCGCCCAAGCUGAAAAACACCCAGCGGCUCUGUGAUAUAGUUGAAUAACGAUUUCGGGGUUCUAAGAUGAAGCGACGAGCUUAUUAAAAUAACUAGUGCAGCAUAUA
Messenger RNA from Notodromas monacha, 1223 nucleotides. The record is from the annotation of a GenBank genome assembly. NCBI's taxonomy places the organism in Eukaryota, Metazoa, Arthropoda, Ostracoda, Podocopida, Cyprididae.